AGCAGCCCUGCCUUGUGACGUCAUGUGCGUUAACCCUCGUGGAAGCACGUCGACGGAGAAAAGAAGGGAGCCGAACGCUAAUAAGUCAGUCUUGUUACUUUUUCUCCAGUUUUUAAAUAUUACCGUCGUAUAAAAUACAUAUUUGAGUCUUUAUUUAGGGAUAAGAUCGUCUCGGUGCGCGAGAAGCAUUUUGCCGCGUUUCGUGCUGACUUAGCUUAGCUCGCUAGUUAGCUUAGCUUGUUAGCUGCUAACAAAGACGCAGAAGUUGUCAACACAUCGCUAAGUAGAGAUUACGUGUGAGUGUCAAAGUGUUGGCAUUGUGUGAAAAUGAGUAAAUUACACAUGUUGAGAGAGUUGGUGGACCAGCGACUAACUGCUGCCGCCGAAGAAAUAUUUGUAGUGUUGGAAAGAACGAUAGCAGAAUACGAGGCGGAACUUUCUAGAAUAAAGGAGGAGAAUAAUCAACUACUGGACGCUGUCUUCAAGAAACAUCAAGUUGUGCUGCACAGAACAGACGUCGCUGAUGAACAUCUUGUCCACCUGCGGGAGGAAGAACCACCACCCUUGUGCAUAAAGGAGGAAGAAGAGGUACCACAGCCCCCGAACAUUAAAGAGGAAGUGGAGGAACACGGCAUCAGUCAGGAGGGAGAGCAUAUUGAAGGACGGGCGGAGUCCCCAGCGACUGGUGUCCCUGUGAAGGGUGAAGAUGACGAGGUCAAAGGUGAAAGUGAGGAGAAGAGGGAGGCGGAGCCUCCAACUCAACACAUGACAACAGAAGCUGAUGGAGACCACUGUGGAGGAUCACAAGCAGACAAGAUCUCAGCUCCACCAUCAGAUAGUGAGGGCACCACGCCACACUCUUCUAAAACUGAUGGUGAGGACACGUCUUACUCUCCUGACACUGAUGAUGAAGACUCUACAGACGACAAGACAUGGGACCCGGACAGCCCUCCCUGGAAAUGUCCUCACUGUGACAAAAGUUUUGGCCUCAAAACGUCCCUAAACAGACACAUGAAAAAUCACACCCAAGAGAAACCGUUCCCGUGUUUGGCGUGCAGUCAAGUAUUCAGCCUAAAAGCAGACCUGAUAAAACAUGCGAAAAUUCACACUCAAGAGAAACCUUCUUCUUGUUCAUUGUGCGGCGUACUUUUCACACGGAGCGAAAGCUUGAAAAGACACAUGAGAAGGCAUCCUGGAGUGAAACUAUUUUUCUGUUCUGUGUGUGGGGCGGGCUUUUCUAAAAAAGACAGUUUGAACAAGCACAUGACAACACACACUGGGGAAAAACCUUUUUCCUGCGCAACCUGCGGCAUGUGUUUUACAAGGAAGGACAGUUUGAAAGAUCACACAAGGAAACACACCGGGGAAAAACCUUUUGCCUGCUCAACCUGUGGCUUAUACUUUUCCCGGAGGAUCCAAAUGAUAGAGCACACCAGACUGCACACCGGUGAAAAACCUUUUUCCUGCGCAACCUGCGGCAUGCGUUUUACAAGGAAGGAUAGUUUGAAAGAUCACACAAGGAAACACACUGGGGAAAAACCUUUUUCCUGCUCUACCUGCGGCUUAUGUUUUACCAGAAGGCACCACUUGAAAUUGCACACCAGAACGCACACCGGAGAAAAGCCUUUUUCCUGUUCUGUGUGUGAUACCAAUUUCAGUCGAAGGGAUUGUUUGGAAAACCACAUGAGAACGCACACCGGAGAAAAAUCGUUCUCCUGUACAACGUGUGGUUUGAGUUUUACAAAGAAGAGUAGUUUGAAAUAUCACACGAGAAUACACACUGGGGGGAAAGUGCUGAGUUGCAGUGUGUGCGACGAAACAUUCUAUCACCAGAACCAACUCCACAAUCACCAGUGUGCUGGCAGUAAAAUAGAAAAGCGCACCGCGAACCUCCACCAGGAUCCGGAUGCUGAUCAGGACCAACACCGAAAUGUGAUCACUUGUUCCUUGACCAAUUUCUGACAUGUCCUGGCACUGAUAUUCAAGCAGACUUGAGUUUUAUUUUGUUAUAACUCAAACUGCCUACCUUACAGUCAAAGUUCCUUUUAGUUACUUUUCACUUUAAUAGCAAACUUGAAAAUAUGUAAAAUAGUCCUGCACCUGGCAGCUGCGGUCAAUCCUCCGGCAAUCGGCACACCUGAAGUUGAUCAGAGGUUCUGCCUUCAAAAGCCUGCACAACCUGCUUUUCCGGGUCAGAACGUAGUCUUCUGUUCAAGUACACUACCCCUUCGUUCCCAAAUUUCCAGCUGUGCGCCUCGUCUCAGCCCGCCUUUCCUCUGCUUCCCUGACUGCCUCUUGGAUCUCGACCUUCCGCUUGGACACGGACCUUCUUCGGCUCGCCAUACUUCCUGUCUGCUCACGGGCCUCCGAGCUAUGCCUUGUCCCUCCUGAUCUUCCGCCUCUUGCUCAACACUAUUGGUAACACUCAACAGCUAAUCUCCACACACAUAUAUAUAUAUAUAUAUAUAUAUAUAUAUAUAUAAAUACCUGUCCUGGUCAUGAAGUUAAAGUGCAUCCAGCAGUGGAGGCUCCUCUAUGGGGUCUUGGGGCACUAGGAGGUUAACCCCUUUACUACUGUUACCCCAGGUGGGCCUUGGCAAAGGCCUAGUACCUGAUUGCCCCCUAGCCAGUGAUACAGUGAAGACCUCAAUGGUGGAGCAGGCGAAAGACGGUAGAUGUAUGAACCACCAUACAACCCUGUGGAGCGUCACAACGGCUGGGGUGGCGGAUGAAAUCCGCAGCAGAAAAGGGUCCCCAGUCGCCUUAGACUCCAUGCCACUGGACCCUGACCUGGAUUUGUCAGGGAUCGUGUGGUGACCGUGUGCACACCAGUCUCCCCACGUCAAACAAAGUCCCGCUCAGGCAUCCUCCAUAAAGGGAUACCCGCCUACCAGGAGGACCGUCAUACUCACUUCAACUGACCACCGAUGAUGGUAUAUAAUACAUCAUAAAGUUAAAUACAA
This is a messenger RNA of Nerophis ophidion (straightnose pipefish), 2963 nucleotides long. RefSeq names its product zinc finger protein OZF-like. The transcript has 2 exons. The coding region runs from base 328 to 1962 and encodes 544 amino acids. Gene Ontology annotation, biological process: regulation of transcription by RNA polymerase II. The record is from RefSeq and is a predicted model, not a curated record. NCBI's taxonomy places the organism in Eukaryota, Metazoa, Chordata, Actinopteri, Syngnathiformes, Syngnathidae. Gene Ontology annotation, molecular function: RNA polymerase II cis-regulatory region sequence-specific DNA binding; DNA-binding transcription factor activity.